Messenger RNA from Lactuca saligna, 456 nucleotides. The record is from the annotation of a GenBank genome assembly. Lineage: Eukaryota; Viridiplantae; Streptophyta; Magnoliopsida; Asterales; Asteraceae.
AUGAAGACAUUCUACAUCAAAGAGGCCUUGUUCUCGUCUGUUGUCAAAGAACAUAGUGUCUCACUCUCUGCUGCAGCAAAAGCUAUUGAAGCCUCUACUUCACAGCGUCAACAAGCCGCACUUACUGUUGAUGCUUCUACUAAAGAGUGUAAGGAAGCGACCGCAAAAGUCAGUAAACCAGUUUCUGAAGCUCAAUUGUUUUUAGAUUCCUUGCAGGCUGCUGCUCAGAAGAACGCUCAAACCGUUAACGCUUCGGUGGAUAAUCUUCAGCGGUCUCUUCAGUCUGAUAGAUCCAAACUUGAAGCUACACACCAAGCGAUUGAAGCCGCAAACGCCUCUCUACAUGCUAAUGUCAAUGAUCGUCUCAGUCAACUUGAAGCUGAAUUAGCUGUAGAGAAUCGCAUCAUGGAUGAGCUUGACAGGCGAACCUCUCAGCUGAAAAUGCAAAACUACUAG